GGCCUAAUAGUGCGUAGGACUUCACCGCAGGGAUCGUGCCUGUUGCUGGAGUAGAAGUGGUGUAUGGCUGUGUCAUUGUUCUUCUCAACACCUAUGAUGGUUGCCAUGUAUACACCAUACAAUGGAUGUAUGGUGUCACGAACUUCUUUUGGAAUCCUUCCAGCCUCUCUUCAUGUCCAAGCUUCAGGAAUUCCUCCAACCACAGUUUUCCCUAGCAAAAUACGAUUGUUUGCUGAAAAGAUGGAGUGUGGCUCUUCUGCUCCUCCAGCUGCUGCCUAGUCUCCCUCUCCUGAUCCUCCACUCUCCUGAGUUCCUCCUGAUAUAUUUUGUGCUGAAUUUUACGCAUCAUUAUCGAACUUUUCAUAUGUACCUCGUUCCUCUUCCUGUAAUCCCCUCACUUGUAUCAUUU
Molecule: messenger RNA, 409 nt
Organism: Geodia barretti
Lineage: Eukaryota; Metazoa; Porifera; Demospongiae; Tetractinellida; Geodiidae
Source: the annotation of a GenBank genome assembly